Rangifer tarandus platyrhynchus (Svalbard reindeer) is the source of this 309-nucleotide messenger RNA. The record is from the annotation of a GenBank genome assembly. NCBI's taxonomy places the organism in Eukaryota, Metazoa, Chordata, Mammalia, Artiodactyla, Cervidae.
AUGUGGUCUGAUGGUAAAGAGCACCAUGUUUACGCCAGUUAUUCUUCAUCAGGAGUUUUAAUCAAAGAAGAUGAGCAGAAGACAAUCGCUGUUGCCAGAAAGCCACAUUUGAGAGUGUGGGUUAAAGAAUGGGGAAUGGAAUUUCUGAGCACUGGAAAGGGUUGUGGGGGGCGAAGGGGGAGGGCGGUGAAAAUCAGAAAGCAAGAGAAAUACUUCAUUAUGUUAAUGCAAAAAGGAAAAAGAAGCAUAAGUGUAUUUUUGAAGAGGCUUUGGGUAAUUGAGAACUUAUUAAGGAGUUUGGGAGUUUAA